UCAUUUCUACUGCCACUGAUGAUCUGCGCAAGAUAGAUAGGGACUCCAUAGCUCUCUCUUCUCCCCCUUCCCCCCUCCUUCUUCGAUUUUUUUUUUUUGGUGUUUUCACUUUUUUCUUCAGUUCAUCUUCUUCUUCCUCUCCAAGUUUUUGAGUUUCUUCCUAUUUGGGUUUCUGCCUUGUCUUCUACAUUCUGUACCUGGAAACCCUAAUCCUCCAGUGUCCUGUUUCACCACCCAAUCUGAAGAAAAGAUGAUGCCUCAGAGGUUGAAGCAGCAGGGGAUGAUGCAGCAGUCGCUCUACCAUCACCCCGGUCUCAUAGCUGCUCCUCAGAUAGAGCCUAUCUUGAGUGGAAAUCUGCCUCCUGGGUUUGAUUCAAGUACAUGCCGCAGUGUGUAUGUUGGAAACAUUCAUCCGCAAGUUAAUGAACUCCUUCUUCAAGAGGUUUUCUCAAGUACAGGUCCGAUUGAGGGCUGCAAGCUUAUCAGGAAAGAGAAGUCCUCCUAUGGCUUUGUGGAUUACUUUGAUCGUAGAUGUGCUGCACUUGCUAUUGUGUCUCUAAAUGGCCGUCAUUUGUUUGGGCAGCCUAUUAAAGUUAACUGGGCUUAUGCUAGCAGCCAAAGAGAGGACACUUCAGGGCACUUCCACAUUUUUGUUGGCGAUCUAAGCCCAGAGAUUACAGAUGCAACGUUAUUUGCAUGCUUCUCUGUUUAUUCUAGUUGCUCGGAUGCUAGGGUCAUGUGGGAUCAAAAGACUGGACGUUCAAGGGGUUUUGGGUUUGUGUCAUUUCGGAAUCAGCAGGAAGCACAAAAUGCCAUUAAUGACAUGAAUGGGAAGUGGCUUGGCAGUCGGCAGAUACGCUGUAACUGGGCAGCGAAAGGUGCUAGUGCCAGUGAUGACAAGCAGAGUUCAGAUGCCAAAAGUGUUCUGGAGCUGACAAGUGGAACAUCAGAUGAUGGCCAGGAGCGAGCCACUGAUGAGUCUCCAGAAAACAACCCCCUAUGUAGAACUGUUUAUGUUGGCAAUCUUGCACCAGAAGUUAAUUCAGCAGAACUUCAUAGGCAUUUUCAUGCCCUUGGUGCUGGAGUCAUAGAGGACGUACGGGUGCAACGUGAUAAAGGUUUUGGGUUUGUGAGAUACAGCACCCAUGGUGAAGCAGCUCUGGCGAUUCAGAUGGGCAAUGCACGAAUUCUCUGUGGCAAACCAAUUAAGUGCUCAUGGGGUAACAAGCCUACAUUACCCGGGACAAGCUCCGCUCCUCUCCCUCCACCGGCAGCUCCACACGUACCGGGGUUCUCAGCUGCCGACCUUGCACUUUAUGAGCGCCAGGUGGCCCUCAGCAAGAUGGCUGGCAUGCAAGCCCUCAUGCACCCGCAAGCCCAGCACGCGCUCAAGCAGAUGGGGAUGGGCCCUGGCACGGCCAGUCAGGCAAUUUAUGACAGUGGGUUCCCAAGCGUUGCGACGACCCAACAACUCAUGUAUUACCAGUAAUUGUCAUAUAUACGGGAUUUCUACACGUUGCUUCCUUACAUAAUUAUUGGGCUGAAUAAGUGUUCAAGAAUCAGACAGUGGUCUGUUCUUGAUCCCAGCUGUUGUAUGAGAUGAUAUCACACGUGUACUGCUGUUUGUAACUGUACUUUUGUAUAACGAGUGUAUUGGUGUUGUUAUCAGUGUUAGUGCUGGAUGUUUUCCGACCCUA
Molecule: messenger RNA, 1697 nt
Organism: Punica granatum (pomegranate)
Lineage: Eukaryota; Viridiplantae; Streptophyta; Magnoliopsida; Myrtales; Lythraceae
Source: RefSeq, a predicted model, not a curated record